This is a messenger RNA of Aspergillus caelatus, 1110 nucleotides long. RefSeq names its product bZIP transcription factor. NCBI's taxonomy places the organism in Eukaryota, Fungi, Ascomycota, Eurotiomycetes, Eurotiales, Aspergillaceae. Bases 1 to 1110 code for a protein of 369 amino acids. The record is from RefSeq and is a predicted model, not a curated record. The transcript has 2 exons. Gene Ontology annotation, biological process: regulation of DNA-templated transcription. Gene Ontology annotation, molecular function: DNA-binding transcription factor activity.
AUGACGGCCUCAAAGCCUAAGUCUGUCGGCUCCAUUGACAAGAAGCGAGCUCGCGAUCGACGCGCUCAACAGAAGCUCCGCGCAGAACGGUUAAAUCGCACUCACUCGCUCGAGCAACAAUGUAAAGUGUACGAAAAAGAGAUACAGGAGCUCCGGGCCGAAAAUGAAGCUCUACGGUCAGCCCAACAGCGUAUCCGAGAGAUUGUAUGUACAUCUGAGCUAAACAACCAUGAAACACUGGCGAACCGCGACGGCCGGGAACCGAAAUCCGUGGAGGUCUGCCCUGCUAUAUCACACGCCUGUUUGCACCAUGCUGCUCAUUAUCCAACAGUUUCGGGACAUCCGUCAGGUUUCUUUAGAUAUCCUCUAAAUGACUCGGUACCCCCUAUUGAAACCAUCGUUCAGUCGUCCAAUGGGACAUCGCUCUCGCCUGCCAAGUUCACCGGGUUGAAUGUUGCUAGGGAUUUAGAUUUGUCCCUUUGGAGCAGGCUUCCUCUCCAUUUAGCUCAGGAGCCGUACAAUCCUGAGAGUCUCUACUCUUGCUUUAACCGACCAGAUCUCGUGCAGGCAUCGCCCGACGAACCUUCGCCGGUGGAAAUCCUAUAUGGGUCAAGCCAGAACUUUUUAGCCGACAGAAUACAUAAGGCGAUACGAUUUUGGCCCAUUUGUGAUCCUGAACGCUUAGCAAGUGGUCUUCUGACGUACAACAUGGUAAAAUGGCUAACACGGCCUUCCCAAGGGUCUUUUGCCCGUCUGCUUGAAUUUCAAAGACCGGUAAACGACCAGCUACAGAGUCCACACCCGCGUUGCAUCGACUUCGUUAUGUGGCCAGCUCUCCGUGCGAACCUAGUCAAGACUUUCCACUUAUACGACCUCAAAAUGGUAUUCGCCGCGUUUACAUGCAGUCUUAGAAUCCGGUGGCCUUGGGGGAAGUCUUUUUUGGAGCCUGACACGGCGAAUUCAUUGCAAGUACAUAAAGAAUUCUAUGAUACUUUCACCAGAAUCGAGGGUUGGGGCCUAUCAGAUGAGUUCCGAACUCAAUACCCGGAGCUGAUGGUCGGUAUAGAUAUUGAAACUCUUUCGAUUAUUCCAUCUUUGGCUGCUUCUUAA